AUGUCAAAGCCUCUCACUUUCUAUACCGCCCCGACUCCCAAUGGUCGCAAGGUCUCCAUCCUCCUCGAAGAACUCAAGGCCACGUACGGUCUCCAGUACGAAGCCCACAAGGUUGAUCUUGGAAAAAACGUCCAAAAGGAGCCGUGGUUUAUCGCUCUAAACCCUAAUGGUCGAAUCCCUACCCUUGUAGAUCCCAACCGCGACUCUUUCUCCGUGUUUGAGAGUGCCGCCAUUCUGCUGUAUCUCCAGCAACAAUACGAUCAGGAAAACAAAUUUGGGUUUGACCCUGUACAGAACCCCAAAGAAUAUAGCGAGAUGCUGCAAUGGAUCUUCUUUGCUCACGGCGGUGUUGGCCCUAUGCAGGGACAAUUGAACCACUUUAACAGAGCCGCACCCGAAAACAUUCCCUACGCAAAGAAACGUUACCACGAUGAAGUCAGGCGACUGUACGGCGUACUUGAAAUCCGACUCGAGGACCGCGACUAUUUGGCUGGAUCUGGCAAGGGCCAAUACUCGUUGGCCGAUCUCAACGUUUAUCCCUGGGUCAACAUUCAUGCGCUGAGCGGUAUCGAGUCCUUGGAUGAAUGGCCUGGACUGAAGGCCUGGCUGGAGAGAAUUGCAACGAGACCAGGUGUUCAAGCGGGCAACCAAGUUCCGUAA
Guyanagaster necrorhizus is the source of this 660-nucleotide messenger RNA. Its product is annotated as glutathione S-transferase C-terminal-like protein. The coding region runs from base 1 to 660 and encodes 219 amino acids. The transcript has 8 exons. NCBI's taxonomy places the organism in Eukaryota, Fungi, Basidiomycota, Agaricomycetes, Agaricales, Physalacriaceae. The record is from RefSeq and is a predicted model, not a curated record.